AUGAGCCAAACUCCGUCACCCAAACUCCUCCCUGUUGUGCUACCAUCUCGCGGCAGUUCCCCAGAAUGCCCAUGGCUUGACAAUAAGGGAGAGUUUCUGGUUCAUAAAAUCCUAACUGUCCUUGAUUGUAUGGAGCCAACGGAAGAGAUUCCGGAUGAUUGCUUUCUAACCCUGCCUCCUAUUGACUUUACCCACAACAUGUCUCUGGGAGCUGCAGCCGCCAUAGUGGAUAAAGUUGCCAGGAAAACUAUCAGAUUGUACAGCAAAAAGUGUCACCAACUGGGACACACACAGAAGGAUUGUUCCGAGCUGCUUCAUCUUCUGCAUCAGCUAAGACAAUGGGUGGCUCCGUGCCUGACAGACACAGAGGAAUAUAAGGAGGUCACGGAACCAAUACUUGAACAACUCAGACAACAAAGACAGACGGCACCAAAUCCGGGUAACACUGCCUGUGCCCGGCAUAGCAUUUGGGCGGCUACCACUCAUUAUUACCGGCAAGUUGCCCGUCUCACAUCCCUGAUGGUCAAACAGCAUCUCAUGAACUGA
Xenopus tropicalis (tropical clawed frog) is the source of this 546-nucleotide messenger RNA. RefSeq lists its product as uncharacterized. The coding region runs from base 1 to 546 and encodes 181 amino acids. Lineage: Eukaryota; Metazoa; Chordata; Amphibia; Anura; Pipidae. The transcript has a single exon. The record is from RefSeq and is a predicted model, not a curated record.